AUACAUUUGUCCGUAUUUCGGUUUCGCAUUCGAGUUGGUAGCUCAUUCUAGCAGGAAGGAAUCAAUGGAGCAGGGCUCCGCCGAGAAUUCGAAUUGGCUCCUGGACUACGGCGUAUCCGACUUCCCUGCUCCGGCGGCAAGCUACGGCUGGCCCUCUCAAGUAGCCAUCAGUUUUUCCUCUAAUGUCAGUGCGGCAGUUGAAUGCUCUUUAGUAGAUUUAGGUAGCUUGACAGAAGUUGCUUCCCCAAAACGGCUGAAGCCUGAAUCAUGUGGUGCAUCCAGCUCAAAAGCAUCCCGAGAGAAACUGCGGAGGGAUAGGCUAAAUGACAGGUUCCUGGAACUGGCUGCCAUCAUGGAUCCUGGAAGGGCACCCAAAAUGGACAAAGCUGCUAUAUUAAGUGAUGCAGUAAGAUCAGUUAUCCAGUUACGCAGUGAAGCCAAGAAGCUGAAAGAGUCAAAUAAAGAAUUGCAAGAGAAGAUUAAAGAAUUGAAGGCAGAGAAAAAUGAGCUUCGUGAUGAGAAACUGAGGCUCAAAGCAGACAAGGAGAAGAUAGAGCAGCAAAUUAAAGCAUUGAGUGCAAGACCAGGCUUCCUGCCACACCCGCCUGCAAUGCCAGCUGCAUUUGCUCCCCAAGGGCAAGCCGCUGGCAACAAGUUAGUUCCUUUAUAUGGAUUCCCUGGGGUUGCCAUGUGGCAAUUUAUGCCACCCGAUGCAGUUGACACAUCACAGGAUCACGUACUUCGACCUCCAGCCGCGUAAGCAUUUUGAUGCUUGGAAUUUGGAUCUUAUUCCCUAUCUAUAAAUGUUUUCUUGUUUACUUAAUUUCUAUCAAUUAUUGCCGAUCAAAAGAAAAGUUCUGGCAAUGGUUACGCUAAUAUGUCUGAAAUAAGAGAUUAGUACGUAGUUGGAUGUUCUAUGCAUUUGAAAUUGACAAGUUUGACAGACAUAGGCUUGUAAAAUACAAUAAUCUUUAUGUAUCUAAUCAAGAUGAACGAAAAGCGUCUGUAACGUGAGUUGUUUUGUUCAUUAUCUAUACUUCCAAGGUUGUUUAUAUGCAACUUUUCUCUUGCUAGGUUUGAAAAUUUUUUAAGAGAAAAGUGCUUAUAAGGGAGUUUUAU
Molecule: messenger RNA, 1119 nt
Organism: Rubroshorea leprosula
Lineage: Eukaryota; Viridiplantae; Streptophyta; Magnoliopsida; Malvales; Dipterocarpaceae
Source: the annotation of a GenBank genome assembly